Corvus hawaiiensis (hawaiian crow) is the source of this 17382-nucleotide messenger RNA. RefSeq names its product protein phosphatase 1 regulatory subunit 3E (gene PPP1R3E). Gene Ontology annotation, molecular function: glycogen binding; protein phosphatase 1 binding. Lineage: Eukaryota; Metazoa; Chordata; Aves; Passeriformes; Corvidae. Bases 9769 to 10722 code for a protein of 317 amino acids. The transcript has a single exon. The record is from RefSeq and is a predicted model, not a curated record. Gene Ontology annotation, biological process: regulation of glycogen biosynthetic process. Gene Ontology annotation, cellular component: protein phosphatase type 1 complex.
AUUGCUCCUGAACAUCUUAGUUUUAAUUUACAAAAUCUCUACCAAGUCAAAAGCUUCCAAAAGGUGCCUUACAAUGUCAGUUCUUGAUCUCUGGAGGUGCAGAAAGGUUCUCUGUCUCAAACUUCUCAUCAGCAUGUGCAAAAUGUAAUUUUUAAUUACCUUUUACAUGCAGUGGCAUGAAAACCUCUGCAGUUUCAGCUCUGAGACAAAUGCCUCACCUCUACAACAGACUCUCAGGACAGGAUUCCUUUGCUUUCUUCCUCAGCCUUACCAUCCACCCCUCCUGUAAUUUUUAAGAUCUCUACUGUCAUAACACCAAGCAGAAAUUCACCUGCAUUAUGAUGGUUGGUUUUCAAAGUAUCCUAUUCUCUUUAACACCUUAUUAUUUUGUAAUAUAUUUUACAUAACUGAGAAAAUAUUUUUUGCUACUGUAAAUAUUUAAAAAACCCCAAACCCUAGAGUAGCUUGGUUUGAGUAUGGGUUAUAGUUGGUCCUUUUUCUUCCUGUACAGUUCCCAUGAUGCCACCAUUUUCUGUAAGUUGGAGGAUAUAAAAUGCAGAUUUUUGUUACCUGUAAAUCUUGCAUGUGUGAUUCAGAGGAGGUGAAUGAGCAGAAGACUCCUGACUGAAGGUUCAUCUACACUGUUCCCUCAGCUGUAGUCCUGAAUGAAGCAUUCCCUGAUGGACAGCAGGAGGCUGCUGUGUUCAGCCCCGUCAUAGUCCGAGGUAAGCAUUUGCAAACAGCAGCAUUCCAGUAUUUCCAGAGGGGAGGAUGUUGUAAAUAUCUAGAAACUAAAUUUCUGUUCAGAGCGUUUAAAAUCAUGGAACAGUCAGAUGUGUAAGAUCCUUCUAGGAAUAACAGUCAUAUUCCCGUCAUAGUGAUGGUUCUGCUUUAGAUUAGGCUGUUAUUUCAGGCUUUUCAUCAUGCAAAAGGGAUUUGACUUACGGGCAAAAGUCAGGUAUUUUGACAGACUGUACCUUUGGAAACAGACAAAUGGUAGUCCAAAAGGCAGGAUAAACUAACUCUUGAUUGACAACACACUGAGAGGAAAGUGACAGUUCAGAGAGAUAGGGAAGCCCCGUGUAUUUUCAAACACAUUCUUAUGUGCUGUUGCUGAGAAUUUUGCUGGCAGUGAAAGUGUUCCUGACUGGUUUGGGUUUAGUUCCUGAAUUUCCUUCACUUGGAGAAACUGUAUGCUGGCAAGCUGAUUGUUUUCUGUCAGAACAAUGCAGUUAGAGAUUGAUUUUCUUUCUGGCUCCAGGAUUUGAUAGUGAAUCAGUCCUUUGGAUGUUUGGACCUAAAACAAUAGGAGAAGAAUGUUGAUUUAACUUUCAGGUGUUCCAUCAUAGCAUUUUUGCAUUGUUGUCAAUAAUUCACUUGUUUUGUUUUGGCACCUUUAAUGCAGGAAGCACUUCUGGCUGAUCCAGCCUGCAACUUUAUUUCCUUUCCUUGAACAGGAAUGGUGUUGUUCUUGAGAGAACUUAACACAAAAACAAGAAGCUGCUGUUUCCUCUGCUGGAAGAACCCAGUGUGUUCAAAGGCACAUAACUUGAUUAAGCUUAUGAUGGCUGAAGUGUUGUGUAUUUGUUUCUUUGUGCUCUAGGCCUUUAGUCAGCAGCUUUUCUGGCCUUCUGCUGCAGGUCUUGUAGAAUAAUCUGUGGUGUGGUCUUUGUUCUUAUAGUAAAACCUGUCUAAUCUGUCUGAUUUGGCAGUUUCAAAAAACAUAGCAAAACUCUUACCUGGCGUGAAAAACUGGAAAGCAUGGAAAUAAUGUUUAUAGUUUUCCCUGCAAAUUUUUUUUUAUGUGGUCCUAAAAAACUGACUGUCUGCAAUGGCUGCAACUUAAAAUUAAUGUGACAAACAUGUUUGGCUUUAGUUAUUGUUGGUAGUGCAUUAAUGGUAAUGCACUAAUUUUUCAGCUUUCUCAUUGAAGCAGCAUGAUUUUCAGUUGUCUGAAUGGAAGAAAUUAUCUCCUUCUGGACUUCGAAAAAUGUUUCUAGUUUCACAGAUAUAUAUAUGUUUGCAUUUUCUAUUUAGUGGAAAACGGGAAUGAAACAAGCAUGUAUGAAUUUCUUUAUCUUGGGGCUGCUUGUGAAGGAUGUUUUGUAGAGCUUGCAUGUUAUAUCUAAACAUGGAAAACAGGAUUAGAAAAUAUUUCACCAUAGGGGGAAAGGUACAAAGAAGGGAAGAACAUAGUCUUAGAGGGAUUUCUGUCCUGAGGGAUUUAUACUGCACUUGUGUAGCUGCAGCACCAUGAUCAAAUAGAAGUUAGGACAAGUUACUACAGCAAAAACAACCCCUGUUUCCUGCAAAUUAAAAACCAAGAUAUAGAGCUUGACUCCAGACAGUCAUUGGCUGAGAUUUUCAGACAGAAUACUGAAAGAGAUGAAAGUUGCAUAUUGUUCAAAGUAUCAACAAAUAAAGACCUAGUUUGUAAGGUUUUAAUAGUUUCUUUAUAACUUUCCCAUUUGACUUGCAGCAAAAUACCAAAUAGGUACAAAAAUUACUGCCAUUUCAGAUGGAAGUCUGUAGUUUGGGCCCUUUCUGGUGUAGGUGCUUACUUGGUUCACAGUUCAGUAGGUGACACUCCAUUCCUCUCAAAGGGACUGUCUCUUGAAACUCAGAUUUGCUGCCAGAAAAACGGUGGUUCUUUAGCUCUGAUGUUGAGAUACCUGAAGAGGAACACAAUUAAGAAACUGAUGCUAGAAAACUACUAAAAAUUACAUUUAUGCACAUAUUUACUAAUGAAAUAAAUCUAAAAAGACGUUGAAUUCCUCCAUUUCUAUGUUUUGCCAAAUUAACAAGGAAUGCAUGGAAAUGUUUAUCUGAAGCUCAAGGGGAUUUAGCAGUCUUUAAGAUAAGAAUAUUGUUAAAUGCCUUCUCAAGGUUGGGUCAUCACAUGGAGUAGGGCAUGGAUUUAGGAAUAUUCCUAAAGUAAGGCAUUGCUUUGGUUCUCAGCAGCAUCAAACACCUUGUUACCAUACUAGGCCAGCCAUAGUCAUUCAGAGUGAAUCUAAAGGAAGAGGUUGCUCUUCAUCCCCAGAAUAAGCUCUUUAAAGCUCUAAUGAAUCUAUCUUAUGGCCAGGAGGAAACUAAACCUAUGUGGUGGGAGCUGGCAUUCAUCAGCUUAUAACUCUAUUAAUAGCAUCUUCAAAACUACAAAUAUCCACAGUGCUCAGAAGGAAAUUUUAUUGUUUUCCUCAGUCUAACGAGCUUUAAAACAGCAUGAGAUUACAAUAUAGAAAUGCUAGGUCAGUGCAGACAGCAGUGCAGCUCCCCAGCAUGACUGAGUGAGGAAGGCCAGAAAGCAGUGGAACCUCCUGUAUUUUUAUUAUUCCUGACAUUAUUGGUUAGAGAGCCUCGGAUGUCAUCGUGUUUAGUACACUGGUUUGGGUUUGUAUGUGGAAUCUUCACAUUAGGACUGUUCUAUUCAAAAGCAGUAGGAGUAGAAACGGCUGCAGCACUUCCGUCUGGUGUGAGAGCACAGUGCCAGUGUAAGUGCUCGGGAUCUUCUUGCGGGAGUGAGACCUUUGUGUGGCUUGAGAUAAAUGACAAUUCAUGAAUUUCUAUGUUGUGUCCCUUCAUUUUAUCAUUCACAAUGUCAGCUCCUUUUUCACCCUUCAGCUCUCUUGCUGUAGCCACAGGAAGCAAUCUCAGCUAAAGUACCAUUGAGCAUCUUCUGAGAGAUAAUGGCUUUUGUGUUCUUCCAGGAAAGGUUUGAAGGAUUCUUGGGAGUGCAUCUCUCACAUGUAGACAUACUUGUGAAGACUUAGUUUCAGAAUCAUUUGGACCAAACAGGUCAACCCGAUUAAUCUCUUUAUCCCUUAUGGCUGCUGGAUUUUUCACAUCUUGAAGGUUCCACACUCACUGUUCUUUUUUGUUGGUACAUUCCUUAUUUCACCUGGGAAUGUUUGAACAGUGUAACUUGCUGUGUAUUUCCAUUUUAGUCUGUGUGUUGUAAGAUAACAGACUUGCUAAACUUGGUUGAAAAUCUCUUCCUUUUCUGGAGCUGUAUCAGCCUUCUGAUUUUGAUUGAUUUCUUGUGGUCUUGGCUUCUUGACCUGUAUGGUUGUCAGGGGAUUGCGACAUGUCUAAGCAGAACUGGCCAUUGUGGGGUGUUUCAUUUGUUUUUGCAGCUGGAAGCUGGCGAGUGGAUCACUUUUAUCCUGAGAUGAUCAGGUUAAUCUGACCUCUGGUGUGCUCCCUACUCUUCACACCUUCUCUUCACCAUGAGUGCAAAAGUGAUUGUGAAAAUAUCCUCAAAUCUCUGUACAAGGAUUUUGGAGUAGUGAGAGGUGACCUUUGAUGUUUGCUGCCUGAAAACCAGCCAAUCACAGAUUCUCCAUAUCCAAUAUGCAUGGAUAUGGGAGAGCCUCGUAUCUGGGAGCGGACACUGGGCUGAGGUGGUGGGAGCAGGAGAAGGAAGGGCUGUGAGGGAGCUCCCCAGAGAACAGGAAUGGGAGAAAUGACAGAACUGGGAGGCUUGGAGGCAAAAACACGAGAGAGCUGAAAGGGGUGAGGGAAGGAGGGAGCCUGUGCAGAGGUGUAAAAAGAUGAAUAGGAAGAGAGUAUUGCAUUUGAGAAGAAUGGAUAUGAAAUGACCAAGUAGAAGGAAAAGCUGUGAGAAAGGUGAAGAAAGGAACAAAUUAAAAAAAAAAAAAAAAGUGAUAAGACAAAUCAUUCUUAAAAUAUAAGGAAUCUAAAUAGUCACAGUGAAUCACUGCCUGACCAAUAGAACUUUAACUAUGAAAAAAAAAUAAAAUCAAGUAUGCAACAAGCUUAUUUUUGGGUCUAAAGUCACGAACUAGUGCUACUGAGAACCAUUUGCAGUGGUUAUAACAUGGCAUGAAGACUGAGUCACGAGGACUUUUACCAGAAGAUGGGAUUUGGGGACAUCCCUAAGUGCAUUUUUUCAGAUAUUUGCGUGAAGAGCUGUGUUAAAACUUCUAGGACUGAAAGAGUCCCAGACCUGCUUGCUGUUACUUAAUCCUUGUUAAGAAAAUUCAAUCCUUCUAAAAAGUGCAGAAUUAUUUAUAUAAGAAAAAGAAAUGCUCUUUAUAAUUUUCUCCAUAAAUGUGAUAUGUUAGGGUAUUUUUUUCUUUUUCACUGCCUUAACUGAGCUUUUUUUUAAGCUUUUUUUGCUCUCUCCAAAAGUCUUAAGCCAAUCACUUAAGAGUCAACAGACAGUUAGUGCUUAAUUAAUAAAAUUGUGUGUGAGCUUCAUCAUAGUCUAAGGCAGAUUGACAAGGUCAUGAACAUAGGUAAACUCUUAAAAUUCUAUUUUCUUGUUAAUGCCAUAUCUUCAUUUGGAUCCCAAUAUUUAAAAGGAAAAACAACAAAACCAAAACCCUAGAAACCAAUACCAAACCACAAAACACCUUUUCCAAGUGUCACAUCUCUUGUUUAGCAGAACUUUCAGCCUGUUGGAAUUUACUCACUGAUCUCUGUUUGACAUCAAAUAUCCCUGAUAUAACUAUGAAUCAAAGAACUUUCACUUUAAUAGAUAAAGACUGCAUAACCUGGUUGGGUAAAGAUAAUAUUUGAUACAGAAAUCAAUACCAUUGUUCUUUAACAAAAUACUUAAUUUUAUAUAUAUAUAUAUAUAUAUAUAUACACCUCAAACAUGCUAUCUAAUUCUAAUCUGGCACUUCUUGAGAUGUGACUAAGAUAUUUUCUUGGGGAAAUAAAUAAAGUCUGAGUUAAUCAUCAAUGUGGGAAGGUAUUUUUAAAGUAGAAGCGUGCAAAACAGCUGUAUCACGCAAGGCUUACAGACUGCCACCGUAAAUACCAUUGUCACCUUCAUAUAGUCACCUUCAUAAGAUCAUUAAACUCAGGGGUGAUAUUCUCAUGUAAUACCUACAUAGUUCAUCAGCUUCAGAGGAGCUGCACAAAUGAGAGUAGAAGUUGACCUUUAUAAUUCAUGCACUGAGUCACAACUUCAUCUCCAAAACUGCCGUAACCGUAAUGCACUUCGCCUUUACAUCCAUUUUAUCUGCCUGCAAUUCUCAUUACUAAAUAUAAACCUGUUCUGGAAAGUUAAAGUGGACAUGUGACAGUGGCCACUUUGGAUAAGCCCCAGCACUCAGACACUCUGCCCUAUUAAUGGUUCCAUUGUAGUUCUGCCUAAUGCUCCCCAGCGCCGGUGUUUGCUUUGUCCUAGAUUACCUGAACUUGAGACAAUCAAUAAAUGCAGCAGGAGAAAGCUCCCUGUUCACUUUCUGCUACAGUUCUGCCUUUUUCUUUGCAAAUCCUGUAACAAAACAGGACCCAACAUUUCUGUUCAUUUAGCUGGAAAUACUCAAGCAUCAGACGGAUUUUAAAUGCACUUUGGCACGGCGGAAAUGUCAGGAGCACUCAGCUCAUGUAGGCAAACAAGAGGCUGUCUUUAAAAUUUUUGACGUCAGCUGGAAGAUGCAGAGACAGGUCAACAAAGUGUUAUUAGGACGAUGUUAAUUAGGACAAACCUUUAUCCUGUGACCGUGCUAUUUAAAUCUGCAAAGGGAGAGGAAUCUGGACAAAUGAAAACAAUGCCCGAGCACCAUUUCCUAAGUCUGUUGACACUAAUUGCAAUGUGAGACCUUCUGCUCUUCUUGCCCUAUAAUAGAGCAACCCUGUAUAGCUCUAGAAUUUACAGAGAAUUUAUCUCUGUUACUGCUUGCACCUUCAAAAUUAUCUUGUCAUAAAAAUACUACUUUCCAGCAAAAAAGUAAUAGGUAUUUCUUCAAAGAGUGUAGCUAGGUCAGUACUAAUGAUUUUUGUAUCAGCUUGGUUUUGACAGUAUUAUUUAGAAAAGAGUCUUGAAAAAUGUCCUUACCAUAGUGCUAUAAAAGCAGAGACAGAUUAGACUUUGAAACUUAAGUGUUCAAAAUUUUGUGAACUAAAUUAAGAUCGAGAGGGGGUGGUGGAUGGCUGCCUACUACUGCAUACAUUAAACCGUAGUUUCUCUGUGUGGUAGUGCUUACUCGCUUCUAAGGAUUUCAGCAUUUGCUGUGUACAAAUAUUUACAGUAGGCAAACCCAAAAUUUCUUUCUAGAUUUCCUUUUACAAAUGGUGCCUGAUGCUUCCCAUUUUUAACUCAAACCAGUUUCCACAUCACAGAAGGAUGCUCAAGGCUGCAGGUUAUUUGAGGGGAUGUCUGUGUGUAUAUUUGUUAAAUUUCAAUGCUUUAAACUUUCAUUUACUGCACCUGUCUUAAAAUUCAUCAGAGGAGGAAGACAAGCCUGGUAGUAAGGACACCGUCAGAAGUGAAAGGCAUGAGUAAGAGUUCCUACAAUUCACUUGGCAAGUAAGCAAGAGCUAAAAGAAAGCAGCAGCAUCCUCAGAUUCAGUGAGACUUGUUGAGAAUGUUUGGAUUGAGAGAACAAAGUGAAAAAUACCACUGUGAGGAUUCUGGUGGUGUUUACAUAAUGACAGUGCUUGAGACAAGGCUGAGGUGCCCCUGUAUGUCGUGUUGCCUUGACCUGGCUGGUCCAAAGCUUAUUGUGUUGGUUUGGGUUUGGGUUUUUUUUUUCUUUCUUUUCACUGUAUUUUCAUGGGUUUUAUGCUAAUUUUUGGUUUACUACCUUUGAGGAAUCUGUAUUUUCAACUCAGUUACAUGAACUACCUCACCUGCAAUCACCAGAGAAGAAGGAAGUUGGGGUUUUGGUUCCGUGAAAUACCAUGGUUGUGGAAGGAAAGAGGAGACCUGAGAAAGCCAAAAAGCAGGAGUAUUACACAAGUUUAUGGUAAGAAGAAGUUGGGCAAGUAACACUACCAGAAGAGAGGAAGUGAAAUUUUACAAAGGCACCCCAAUUCUGUAAAGUACAGCAGAAGCUAAAUUACUCCAAAGUUGUGUUCCCAGGCAUACCACAAAAACAUCCAGACCUGACUGAAUGUGUAAUUUGGUUUAAACCAAUUUAUCUUAUUAGUGCUGGUAGUUUCACAAUGGUUUAAAAAUGCAAGGACUUUGCAUAUUAAUGUAAAAAAUAAAAUUCUCUCUACUUGAUUUAAAGUGAAAUGAACAUCAGCAAAACCAAGUGUUAGUUCAUUCAAAAAUGUUCAUUAUGACAGAGAGAAAUUACUGAAAAAAAUUCAAAAGGCUGUAGCCUUAAAACCUGUUUGAACAAUUAUUUGAGUCUGUUCUUGUUCUCCCCCAAAUUAGCAUGAGCAGACAAAAAACAGACAUGAGUUCAUGUUGUUUUACUGAAAUACUCAUUUCUGUGAGGGAGACACAGGAAAGAGACCUUAAAAAUUUUUCUCAUAGUGUGUGUUAAAGGACAAGUGAAAUAAUUUUAAGAUCCUGGGCUAGUGAAUUCAGAUGUACUUAUUUAUGUUGUUAGUAUUUGAUUUUUCAAAACCUGUAAUCAGGCUGUGAAUGUGAGACAGUGGCACAAUGAAACAUAAUGGUGUCAAAUUUAACACCGAUGGGCAUAAUUUUCCCUACUUAUCUGUCAUUAAAAAGAUUUGGAAGCCAGCAGCAAUAAUCUAGGAAUUAUUUUCAUGCUUAUUAGUAAAGGAAUUAAAGCUGAUUGUUCUGAUAUGAGACAGCGGGUAACUUUUCCCUCUAUUCUGGUGGCUUUUUUUUUUUACUCUUAUCAGGUUUACUUGUCCCAUUCUUAAUCUUAGCAGCCGCAUUUCCACUGUCUAGGCUGUCAAAGGAACACCAAGUGCUGCAGAUAAAAUGCUAGAGGUGUAAAAAGCUCCUGCUCAGAAGCUAAAUCAGAAUCACAUGUCAACACAGUUUAGGCUCAGGCUCUGGCAGAAUGGUAGGAUCAUUGUUUUUAAUGCCAUUUACUAAUUAAAAACGAGUCCCAGAUUACGGGAAGUCUGGAAUGAAGCGGCUUACUAAAAUGGUGGUUUAACUCCUUGAACUGGCUACACCAGAGUCUAUCAUUAAGCUGUAAUUUAUUUGAAUAUUGCUCAGCAGUUACCAAAUGUUCUUCUGGCAAGAGGCAGCGCGGUUUGUGUGUUUCACACAAUCAUCCCCCCUUGUUUCGGCCGGAGCUGCUUUUACCCCCGAUGGAGACGCGUGGCAGGACUGCGGCAGGUGUAUUUUAUUCGGCAGAUGUACUGUAAACGCAUUACAGCAGAUUAGCUGGAUUUCUUCCUUUAAAUGUACACUGUGAGAUCCAACUUGCAAGCCAGCUGUUUCUUACCGGCCCGUGUAAUCUUCCCGAGCCCGGCUUUGCCUCUUGCUCUCGCAGCUAUUUCUGUAACGGGAUCGGACGAGCGAGAGCGCCGCUAUGAAUUUUAAUGCUUCCACUGGGGAAUCCCUGCCGCCUCCUCUUUUUGGAUGAGAUCCUCGAGGAAAGACCCAGAACAGAGCGAGGAGGAGGAGGCGGAGGAGGAGAAGGAGGCGAAGGAGAAGGGGAAGAAGAAGAAGAGGAGGGACAGCAUAGAGGGAGAGAGCGGAAAGGGGGAGCCGCGGGGUUUAAUUAGGGACCGUGGCGAGGCCGACACCGAGGCGGGCACUGGGGCGGGUGAGAGCCAUGGGGAAGGAAGGAUGGUUCUGGGCGUGUGUCGUUGCCUGACCGCGGCACGUCACCAGCGGCAGCAGCCGGAGCGCUGCGGUCCCGCCGCCGCCGCCCCCGCGCAUAUGCACCCGCCGGCAUCCCCCGGGGCCGGCCGCGACCUGGACAUCGCCGAGGGCAUCCCGCUGGGUUCGGGCGAGAGACAGAGCCCGCGGACCGGGCGGUAAUACCGCCUCGCUGUCCGCACGCCGCGGCCCGAGAGGAGGAGCCCCGGUGCCGCGACAGCCGCCGGCACCGCCGCCGCUCCUGCCGGCGCCCCAUGGAUAAAGCGGGCUCGCUGCACAGCUCGGUGCCCGCGCCGCCGCCCCGGCUCUACCUGCCGCGCAACUUCAGCUGCAGCGCCUGCCUCUAUGGCAGCCUGGCCGAGCAGUGCAGGGCGGGCUGCAGCCCCGACGGCGACGCCGCGCCCACGCCCGUGGUUCGGGAGGCGGCGGGCGAGAAGCCGCCGCCGAGCCGAGGCCGGGAGCCCACGCUGCCCGCCGUGCCCCCCAGCCCCACGCAGCGCCGCCGCGCCAAAUCGCUGCCAACGCCCGGCGACCGCAGCCUGCGCCCCGCGCUGCAGCAGAGCCCGUCGCGCCGCAAGACCGUGCGAUUCGCCGACUCGCUGGGGCUGGAGCUCACCUCCGUGCACCUCUUCUGCGAGGCCGACCUGCCGCGGGUGCCGCUGCCCGCGCCGCCGACGCCGCGCCCCGCCGACCUCUUCAAGACCAGGAAGCCGCCGGCGCUGGGGGACCUGGAGCCGGUGCUGUUCGGGCCGCCGCCGCCGCUGCUGGAGCCGCUGUUCCCGCCGCAUCCCGGCGCCAGUCCCGGCUUCGCGGAGCGGGUGCGGCAGCACAAGGUGAGGCUGGAGUGGGUGCGGGUAGAGCCGGUGGGGCUGCGCGGGGCCGUGCGCGUCCUCAACCUCGCCUACGAGAAGGUCGUGUCGGUGCGCUACACGCUCAAUGGCUGGGCCAGCUGCGCCGAGGCUGCCGCCACGUACCAGCCGCCCGGGCCGGCCGACGGCAUCACCGACCGCUUCGCCUUCCUGCUGCCCCUGGGUGCCGCCGCCGCCGAGACCACGCUGGAGUUCGCCGUCCGCUACCGCGUCGCCGGCGCCGAGUACUGGGACAACAACGAGGGCAAGAACUACCGGCUGCGGGGCCGGCAGCGCGUCCCGCCCGCCGACGGGCCCCCGCAGGACCCCGACAACUCCGCCUGGAUCCACUUCAUCUGAGGCGGGGCAACGCGGAGCCCGCGCAGGGUCGGGGGGACCCGUCCCGGGGGAGCUCGGCGCCCUCCCCCCGGCGCCUCCCCGCGAGCCGCCCGGAGGAGUUUUCCCGAGUUCUGUUUACAGAGGGGUAAUUUGUGUUUUCUGUGUCACUAGCGGUGACGGGGGGAAUCCUGGCUCGCCUUCCAGGCGCUCACGGGGUGUGGGCACGGAGGCCGGGCGUGGGUUCCCCCUCAGUGUCCUGAGCACUGUGGCUUCCACCAAAGCAGUGGCUGCCGGCCGGGCUCCGGUGACAGGGGCCGAGGAAUGUGCGAGGAAUGUGCCGGUCAGGACCGGAAUCCGCAGGUGAGUGCACAUCCUCCCGGCCCCGGAGGUCAGGCUGAGCUGCUGUUACCUCAGCAGGUAACGCGGAGGGCACUGCCAUAGGGCAUCCCUCCGUCCUAUUUGCCUAAUCCUGCUCAAGCAAAGCCCGGCUCCGGCGAGGGGCUGGAUCCGCCCUCAGCGCCUCGCUGACCCACUCGUGUUAAUUGUCCCGCGGGGUCAAGGGCCUGAUAGUGCAGGCUAAGGGACAGGUUAUGGUUUUGAACCCAAAAAGACAAGAGUACAGAUGUCCCAAGGCACAGCUGUGUUUCAUUGUGCGUGAAAAUGUUCGUUUUAAAGCAAAGGUGGUUUUUUGGUUUUUUUUCAUUUUGAACCCUCUUUCAGGUAUUUAAACAUAGUUAGACAAAAACCAGUAUCACAUCCUAUUUGAAACACAACUCACCGGGAGAUUUUAAAAAGAAAGUGUUUUGGUUUAGAAUUCGCGUGGUACGUUGAUGGAAAAGUUUGUCAGGAUCUAGUGUUUGUUUCGGUAGGAUUGGUCCCACAAAGCUGCUUGUGUUUAGGUCAACAGGAAAGUCGUGGAAUUGCACCAAAGGAAGGAGAGACGGCAAGAGUUGAAUCUGUAAUUCUAGUCUGCAUUACAAGUAACACCUUCAUUUUUAUUCCUGUUAAGAGUUUAAUUAAACAGUAUCAGUGCAGGAGCCAGAUUUCUGAAUUUCCUGCUCCAAAUCCUUCAUAAUAAUUUCAGUAAGUGAUGGAUUUCACAAAACUGGUGAGGUUUAAUCAGACAAAUCAAAGGAAGUUCUACCUUGCCAUAUAAAAUAUAUCAAUCAAAAUUACACAGCAUAGUGACUUCUGCCUUCAAAGGUAUGUUUUAAAUUAUAUUAGCACUAAACAUAGCAUUUUCCUUUUUCAACUUGCUUUUUCAGGAGUUCAGCUGAAUACAGGUUGUGCUGGUGCCAAAUCUGGGUGCUAAUUUUCCAGGAUUGAGGCAUGUGUGUGUUUGCUGGAGAGGGGCCUCUGCAAAUAUGACUUCUGAGAGUGGUAAAACCAUGUCAGUGUGAUUUUCUGGUUAUGAAGGGCUGUAAGAUCAGGCCUUUAAGAUCUUGGAUUUUCUGUAGGUUGUUCUGGAAUUAAAUGUAAAUUUUUACACUGCAUUUUUAUGUUUCUUGAAAGGGUUAAGCAUCCCAAGCAGCUUGAGUAAUGUCUGGAGUAAUGAGUUCUCACAGAACCUUUUGACAUCGGUGAGAAUUGAGAGCAGUUUUGUCUCCUGAGGGUCUGAUUCAGUCAGAAUAAUUAAACCCAUACAUUCUGGGGGGGAAAAAAGAGGUCUGGAAACUCGAUGGGAAAGAGUAUUUAAUUUCAUUUCUGUAGAUUACUGGUUCUGAUUUAAUGGAAGUAGUAGCAAGGCUGCUUUCUGUAGUAUUGGUAGCUUGGUUUUAAUUUCCCAGUCAGUGUUCUAAUCCCUGUGCUUUUAAUGAAACAGAACUUAACCGAAAUACACUGUCAGUAUCUUCUACUGAGUAUUUCACAAUUUAGUAUAUUAAGGUCCCCAUCUUGUAAUACAGUAAUCUUGUAAGUUGCUAGAACACAUUUAUAAAGCUAGAAUAACACAACUAGGGUCUUAAAAUGUUUGUGAUUAAAACAUAUUAAGUGGUGUAUUUGAUAAAGAAAGCCCAAGUGUCUUUUAGUUGAAUUUAUGCUUUUUAUAAGAGCCUUAAUACUGGAGAGAAGGAAGAGGACUUGUCUCCAUUUGAAAGCACUUUGAAAUCUGCUAGAAGUAUAGAAAACCAUCAUUUAUUUAUAUGUUGUAGCUUUCCAAAAGCUUGGCCUUUUUAACCAACAGAGUGAACCAACAGCUGUUAUGUGGACUGAAAAUGCUUGGAGAAAAAAGUAGUUUCUAUGCAUUUUAGAGCAACUGAUGCUGCAACUUUGCUUAUGAAGUUUUAACAAGAUUUCCUGUUUAUUGUUUCAAUGGCUUUGAAAACACAGACAGUGCUAAAGAACAUUUUUAACACUGAAAAAUUCUAGAACUCCAAAAUUAUUUUCUAGUGAUUGGCAGUUGUCAUUAACAUUCGAUUUGUGCAGUUUCUGCAGGUUUCUAAAAAUUCUCUAGAAGUCUCUAAAAAAGUUUUAAAAUCUCCUUCUCGCACCUAUGUCUUAAACACUUUCAAUCUGGAUUACCUAAAUGGAUGUACAUGCAUCAAGUGCUCAAGGAGGUUGUUGUAUUACACUUCAUUUUUUAUCAUAACUUAGGUGAACUUACUGUUGUUCUUGGCUGGAAUUUUGCAGGCAGAAUUGGGCUAUGGCUUUGUAAUACUGUUCAGAUAUUAUUGUUCUUACAUUUAUGGCCACCUUUGCCAAGCACAAAUCUGAAUAUUAAACGUUUUGAAGUUGUAGCAUACCAGGACAGUGUUUUGCACGACAGUUUCCUAAGCUUUCAAGCGGUUAAUCCUGACCUCAACCUGAAUUUUGUGAGUAACUUUAUGGGCUUGAUCAGAGAUUAUUGAUGGUACAUAUGCAAGUCCAGUAAAAGACAUAGUCUUGUAGAAGAUUUAGAGACAAAUCCAUUGUAAUGCCUGGAAAGGGAAGGCUGCACCCAGCCAGCUUUGACCUGGGAAUGCUAUUGAUGAAGUCUGUGGAAGGAGAUUGAGGUGUUUUCAUAGAAAUUAUCAGUGGCAUAUGCCAAAGCUGCACUACUUUGAUUACACAUUUGCACUUCUGUCACAUGAAUUUAUCUCCAAGAAAGAUUUAUUCGUAUUUCCACACACAUGUUCAGUUGCAAUGGCUGUAUUUUUCCACUGGCAGCAUUCAUGUAGUUUUCAAUCCAUUAGAUUUCAAUCUGAUACCAUCCAUGCCAUCUAAUACUUGCUAGAAGCAUUGUGAUAAGUGGAAAUGAAAUAAAAACAUCAAAUUAUGUUUGUAUAAUACAUAAACAAUGACUUUGAGGAGAAAAACCUGUGUUGAAGGGGGUCAUUUUCAAUUUGGCAGGACACCAAUCAUUUUAUUGGGAGCAUGAGCCAAACAACUUUUUAAAAUUAUAUUUCUAAAUAAUAUUGUUCAAGAAAAAGAAGUUUCACAAGCAAAGUUAAAUAUUUGAAAAUUUUCAAGCCUAUCUGUUUCUGGAAAAAAUGUUUUCAAUUGCAGGAUUGGAGUUCAUGCCACCUCACUUUCCAAGUGAUACCAGAAUGGUUUAGGCAAGGCAAUAAUCCUUAGGUCGUGUACUUCACUUGUAAAUGAAUUAUUCAUUGCUUAUGUCUCUGCAGAUGUAAAAAUGUGUCUGUCAUUUAUGGUGCAAAGUUGCAGCUUUAUGAAAUGUGCCAUGUUAUUUUAUGUGCACUAUAAUGUGGAUUUAUACAGCGAGUCGAGUUGUACUGUAUGUCUGAUAGACAUGGAUGUUUGCUGCUUCACGCUGGAACUGGCAGGGGUUUUGCAUGUGAUUCUAUGCCUUCUAUGGUAAUAUUUUGAAAAUUUACCCUAAUUAUCAGAAAUCCUAAAAUGAAUCAGAACUGUUAAGUGAUUGUAAAUGGAAUUUCAGCUAGCUAAACAUAUUAUUUAUUAGCAUUAAAUCACUUACUGAAGCUGUUCUACUUAUGUUCACUAAAUGUAUAUAAUUCCAGGUAAAUUAAGUUUUUUCUCCUUUUACCAUUUGCAAGUAACUUUUUGAUGUGAAUGUGUGUGCCUCAGUAUCUCAGUAAACAACAGAGUAAGUGCACACUGUUGUUUCAGCAGAUGUGAGGGCAAAUGUAUCACUUGAAUGAACAAAUGUCUGUCCAUGAAUAAGCAUCAUCCCUUUACAGAUACAUGAAAUGUUUUUCCAUAAUGCCAACAGGCAAGCAGCUGCUAAUUUUAAUGUAAAGUAACCUGCAGAAAUACUCAGAAUCUGAUUUUUUGAACAGCUUAUAUACUAAAUUUUUUAUGUGCCUUUCAGCAUUUCCUAGAAAUGAAGCUCACGUGUUCCUUAGCUCUCCCACCAGAAGCCCAAUAAUUAAUUUGUCAUUAAAAUGAAAUUUUUUGCAAAAAUAUAAUAAUCUUAAUUCCUGGCACAUUUUUAGCUGUGCCAGAAAUCCUGUAUCUAUAGCAGCCAGAGAAAUCUGAUAAUAUUUUCCCAUAUUACUGUGAAAAAAAGUCAGAAAUAUGUCUCCUUGGUACACCUCUACAUUUAUGUAGUUAAGUAAAAAAGAAACCAAUUGUGACUAUAGUUAAUAUAACAGAAUAUAUUUAUUGUAUAUAUUCACCUCUUGCACAAAUAUUCUAAAUAUAUAUUCUAUCUGAAACCAGAAGUUCUAGUUUUCUAUGAAAUCUGUUUGUGGAGACCUGGCCUUUUCAAAUUUUACUGUUAUUUAUCUGAUGCUGCAUAAUGCACAUCGUUAAAACUUUUGGAUGGAUUUAAUCUGUCUGCAGAGUUUGUAUCAGGAAACAAAAGUGCUCACUGCAAGGAAUAUCUGAAGUAAAUUACUUUUACCUUCCAGCUAUUCUGCAUGACUUUUUGGCAAACCCUCAGUAAUUCUGUUUCCUGUAGGUACUUCAUGUGCACAUGUUUGGAGUAAAUGGAAGGAUUACUUAAUGGAAUGGAAGUAUUUUUGAGCACUGAAAUUCAGGAUUUUCCAACAUAAAUAGUUCAAGGCAAGAAGUAAAUAUAGUCAAUAUUGCUGUAAAACAAAGCCCACUGGCCUUAUGUAGAGCUGAUCAGUAUUUUGUUUAAAACAGAAGAUGAUGGCGUAUUUCAAAAUUCAACAUGUUCAGGGAAACACACCUGCUUCAAUUUUCUCAAGUUCAGCCAAUAGGAGAGAAUUGCCCCAAAAUAAAGAAGUGGUGAGAGUAUUUCCUUACAUCUGUGUAUGGACUUGAAUGUAGGUCUUCCAUGAGCAAAGUGGAUACUGAGCUAUAAACCACUGGCUAUUGCUUGGAGUUGUUUCUUUAUCCAACUUAUAAAUACUAUUUUAAAAUUACUUCACAGAAAGGAUUUUUGACCCUGGAUUUCCCCGCCUGGUGUGAAUAUCCUCUUCAUUCAGUCACUGGCUUUUGCUUGAGGCCUCUGUUGUUGAGGAAAGAUUUGAUUUUAUUUUUAUGCUACAUAGGAAUAUUAUUUUACAUUAGAUUUUUGGAGGGGAAAGCAGGGAAAUUUUUUCCUUGCGAUUUUCAUGUUCUAGUUAUUAAACAAUAGCAUGAAGUAUAAAAAUUGCUUGAAAUUACAUAUGCACUAGUGAUUCCAAAGAGUAUAGCUAAGAAUAAUGUCAAGUGUGAGAUGUGCUUUUUAAAAAACAUACAUGCUUUGAUCUAGAAUGGCAGGGAGAAAGUCCUAGUCUCCAGUGCAAGCUAUUAAUGCCAGGGAUUUCUUUCUAUGCAAUUCUAUGGUGCACCUGUUUUUAUAGGGAUUAACUUGAUUGGUGUCGUUCGUGUGUCACUGUGUUGUGUGUAGAAUAUUCAGUUUAAAGUGUCAUUAAGGAAACUGUGUGUCUUAAAUGGUGUUAUAACUUCAGGCUCUUUUUGUCCAACCUGACUUCACUAAAUCAUAAGAAACUCCUCUGAAUAAUAAUAACAAGACAAUAUUUCAUAAAAUUGCAUAAUCAAGUCUCACAUGUUACACUUAUCACCUUCUAGGACAAAAGUUGUGUUACUGUUGUGAGUUUUAAAAUGUUUGUAUUUCUGUAUUUUAAAACAAAAAGCCAAAUUGUACUACACUUUUAACUCAAAGAGCUAAUAAGGGUGUUUUUAAAGCUGAUUGAAAGUAGACAAAGUAAAAUUGGCUGGGAUUACUUGUGUGUCAAGUUUCUGAACUGUGGUAUAACAAAUGUUUGUGUACCUCCUUCAUGGGGGGGCACCCUGGGUGCAAAACCUGCCAAUAUCUGGGCACAAAUCCAUUUUGCACUGCAGGAAAAUUGCCGUGACAGAGAAUUGCUGUUCUUGGAGAGGUUUGAACAAACCAACUCCUCCCUUGCAGUGUUACACAAAUUGAGGUUCUGUCUGUUGAAGAGAGUGUUCUUCAACAUGCAGGUUUUUAUUACUGUUUCUUUGAUUUACUGUGACUUCGUUCUGAAAAAAAAAUUGUUACUUAACUCUGUACUUGACUAGUAAAUUACUUUUGGUUGUAGUGUCUUCUGCAAUGUUUAUAUUUCACCAAAUAAUGUUUGUUUCUAAUGUUUGUAAAAGUUAAUGUAAUAUCACCAAAAGUCAAAAUCAACAUUUUCUAAUAAUGCCUUGUAAUUUACCUAGCCUUACAGUAUUUCAGAAAGUUUUCCACCAAAACUGCAUCUAGUCACUGCUUGUCACAAUUAUAAAAGAGAUAUAUUUAUAAACCUGUAGCUUCUAGCUGCCAUUAAAGAUUAAUGAGACAAAUCAUGA